UUGUUGUUGAGCUUCUUCCUCAAAAUUCAUGGGCCAGCCCGGAAUGAAAUCGGAAGGGUAGGGGUCCAUUGAGGCUUAACCGGAGGUCUCUUUCAGUUCCUUUUCCUUCCUUACUUCCUUUCUUCCUUUCUUCCUUCACCAUAUUUGGAUUUUGGAAUUUCGAUUCAGAUUUCACAAUCCAACUGAAGCUGCGACCCUUUCAACAACAACAACCAACUGGGUUAUCCCCUAUCAGCAUGAACAUGUUCUACCGAGGUUCAUAUGCUGAUGGUGGUGAUGGUCGUGAAAUGGGUGCAAAGCGUCAAAGGAUAGUCGAUCAGGGAUCUUCUUAUUAUGGGACUUCUCCGGGUUCUGGGUUUAUGUAUAAUACAAGUCCCUAUGCGUAUGUUAAUCAGCCACCACCAUUUCCUGUUGUCAGACUACGGGGUUUGCCUUUCGAUUGCAUGGAAACUGAUGUUGUUGAGUUCUUUCAUGGUCUGGACAUAGUCGACAUUCUUUUCGUCCACAAGAAUGGAAAAUUCACAGGGGAAGGUUUUUGUGUCUUGGGUUAUCCUCUCCAGGUUGAUUUUGCCCUUCAGAGGAAUAGGCAAAACAUGGGGAGAAGAUAUGUUGAGAUUUUCAGGAGUAAUCGACAAGAAUACUACAAGGCUGUAGCAAAUGAAGUUUUUGAUGCCCGGGGUGGGUCACCAAGAAGAAGUGCCCCAAGGUCCAAGUUAAACGAUGAGGUGAAAGACUCUGCUGAACACACCGGUGUAUUACGCCUGAGAGGACUGCCAUAUUCUGCAGGCAAAGAUGACAUACUGGAUUUCUUCAAAGGUUUCAACUUAUCAGAAGACUCUAUUCAUUUAACACUGAAUUCAGAGGGGAGACCAAGUGGGGAAGCAUUUGUCGAAUUCUCAAACGAACAAGACUCAAAAGCAGCCAUGUCCAAGGAUAGAAUGACACUAGGUAGCCGCUACAUCGAGUUGUUCCCAUCAUCACAUGAAGAAUUGGACGAAGCAAUCUCUAGAGGACGGUGACACCAGCUAUAAUUCUAUUCACUGUUCUUCUUCAAUUAAUAUGUUGUUUUGCUUUUGGAGCAAUGAGAUUUAUGGAGUUAGAAGUGAAUAGGAGAGCUAAGUUUGUUUUGUGUGCUUAUGGUAACCAUACAUUCUCUGUACUUUCCAGGACCAUUAUUUGCCAGUCGAGCAGCUCGUUUCGCUCUCGACUGCAUGAAUUUGUGAAAAGAAUUUGGUUUAGUAGGCCUCUCUAAA
This is a messenger RNA of Cucumis melo (muskmelon), 1253 nucleotides long. RefSeq lists its product as uncharacterized. Lineage: Eukaryota; Viridiplantae; Streptophyta; Magnoliopsida; Cucurbitales; Cucurbitaceae. The record is from RefSeq and is a predicted model, not a curated record. Gene Ontology annotation, cellular component: ribonucleoprotein complex. Bases 237 to 1019 code for a protein of 260 amino acids. Gene Ontology annotation, molecular function: RNA binding. The transcript is spliced from 2 exons.